Porites lobata is the source of this 2151-nucleotide messenger RNA. The record is from the annotation of a GenBank genome assembly. NCBI's taxonomy places the organism in Eukaryota, Metazoa, Cnidaria, Anthozoa, Scleractinia, Poritidae.
AUGCAAGAUCUACGCGAAGCAAUCUCGCCAAGGCGAGCCGCAGAAUUACAAAGACAGUUGAUGGAUUUUCGGCGACGAGAAGAAAACUUCCAGGGACAGUUACGGGAGAUGCAGGAACGGGAACAGGAUUUACAAAGGCAGCUUAGAGAGUUUCAAGAACGGGAUCAGAACUCUGCAGAGUUUCAGCAGCGCGAGGAAAAUUCCCAAAGAGAGUUAGGAGAGAUGCGGCAGCGAGAAAGGAAUUUACAAAGUCAGUUGAGAGAGCUUCAAGAACGGAAACAAAACUCUCAAAGGCAUCUAACGGAGUUUCAGCAUCGCGAAGAAAAUUCCCAAAGAGAGUUAAGAGAGAUAAAGCAGCGAGAAAGGAAUUUACAAAGUAAAUUGAGGCAGCUUCAAGAACGGGAAGAAAACUCUCAAAGGCAUCCGACAGAGUUUCAGCAACGAGAAGCAAAUUCCCAAAGGCAGUUAACGGAGACAAGACAGCUGACGGAGUUUCAGCAACGUGAACAAAAUUCUCAGACGCAGCUGAGCGAGACGAGACAGCAGUUGAUAAAUUGCCAAGAACAAGUUGCUGAACUACAGUUAAGUCUUUCAACCGCUCAGCUGACGGAGUUUCAGCAACGUGAAGAAAAUUCUCAGAGGCAGCUGAGCGAGACGAGACGGCAGUUGAUAAAUUGCCAAGAACAAGUUGCUGAACUACAGUUAAGUCUUUCAACCGCUCAGCUAACAAUAAAUCAAUUGCGUAGCCAGGAGACACGAGACUGGGUUAUUCCCCGCGACGAAAUUCAAAUCACAGAGAAAUGCCUUGGGAGGGGAGGAUGGGGAAGUGUCAAUGAGGGAACGUAUUGUGGCUGUACUGUAGCAGUAAAAGAAAUCUACGAAUUGAUUCUCUCCCCUCAUAACAUACCUCUUUUUGAGAGAGAAAUGAAUGUUGCAUCCAAGUGCCGCCAUCCUCAACUGGUACAGUUUAUAGGCGCCACCAACGAUGAGGGAAGUCCUCUGAUUGUAACCGAGCUGAUGGAGAAAAGUCUGCGGACGCUGUUGGAGCAGCGGCAACUCUCUGAAACGGAAAUAGCCAUCAUUUCUUUGGAUGUAGCUCGAGCACUGAACUACCUUCAUCAGAAGAAACCAGGUCCUAUCAUUCACCGUGACGUCAGCAGUGCUAAGGUGUUACUAUGGCGACAGGGUGACCAAUGGAGAGGCAAAGUGUCAGAUCAUGGCAGUGCUUAUGUCAUACAGCAGACCAUGACAUUGGCUCCUGGAGCUAUGAUUUACAACGCACCUGAAGCAUUUACAUCAAACCAAACAGUCAAGGUUAGUUUUAGUGCAAUUUCAGGACUGUUUAAUUACCAAGACUGUACAGCAAGGCUAAGAGUGGCAGAAGUGAAAGUGACCCUUGUCCUUUCGCCAAAACUCACCUUCUUGUCCAAUCCACAAACAAUUCAAUAUUCUUGAACUGAAAUGACUAUAUCUUUUUCAGGAGUCUUUGUACCUUGUUCUGCACUUUUUCACUGUUUUAUAUUCUUCUUUAUGCAUUUGAUCUAAGUAUUUGUUUUGUUUAAUUAACGUUUCUUUUUAUAAUUUAUCUCUUCUUUUCUCUAAAGACAACAGUUACGGGUUGUCAAAAGUUAAUAUUUUAAACGACAAAAGAUUUAACCCCAGAACGUCCCAUGAACUCUGUUUAAGGAUAUUCUGUUUUCUCUUUUAUUUACUUAAUCCAUAUUUCGAUAAUCAUCUGUUUUAUUCUUGAGGUUCCGCACCUUGUGGUGCUUUAUAAUAUUACAACGUCCAAAUAAUGCAAUUGAAUAAUAUUCGGGCAUAAAGUGAUCGAUUAUAAUUGUUGUUAGGUUGAUGUCUACAGCUUUGGUGUUCUUCUUUGUGAAAUGUGCAACCGGGAACUUCCAGAUCCUCGAAGGCGAGAAGAGCAAGUCGUACUUGUAACAAACGGUGUGUUUCGUGGCUUGGUACGGCGAUGCCUGCAGAGAGAUCCUGGGGCAAGACCAACCAUGCAGGAGGUAAUUGAUAAACUGGAAGAUGCCAAUGUAUCAUCUUAAUUGUAGAACCAACGGUACCAUAUCAUUGAUAAUUUGCUGUUUGACGGAAAGGUUUAUAAAUUAUUGGGGAGCUUAAGCAACUAAGACGACGACGACG